AUGGCCUACGGUAUGCUGGUCGCCGGGCUCUUGAGCCUGGCUGUGGCUGCUUCGUCGCAGAAUGUCGCGCAGCGCGUCUCUUCCAAUUCUGUUUCAGGCAUGCCUCUGUUCCCAAGCGAGACUCUGCAGUUGACCGAUGAGGCUUUGUCGAGGCUCGCCAAGGACCAGCGCGCGUGGUUCGAGUUUGGCAGCAAUGGCUCUGUCUCGGCUGCUCGCUCACUGUGGCCUUCAGAGAACAUCUGGGAGCUUUUCGACUGGGUCCUCGGCACUGGCUCUCUCAUUAAGACCGUGCCUCUUGCGACGGUCUGUUAUCCCUCCGAACCGGACUACGACAGUGCCAAGUGUGAAGAGAUCACCGACAACUGGACAAACUCCUACUUGCAUGCUGCGGAUCCCGCAUCCAUAAUGUGGCCUUUGUUUGAAGGUCGUACAUGCUUACCCACGAACCAGAAUGUCACGGCGGACUGUACACUGGGUGGAUACAGUAGUUACGCUGUCAACGUGAGCCAUGUGGCGCAGAUUCAACUUGCUGUCAACUUUGCUCGUCUGGCCAACCUGCGCCUGGUGGUGAAGAACACCGGUCAUGACUUCUCUGGCAAAUCCACUGGAGCCGGUGCGCUUGGUAUCUGGACCCAUAACUUGAAGGAGAUGGAGUACUAUGAGAACUACCGCGGUUCGGGCUACCAAGGACCUGCUCUGAAGAUGGGUGCCGGUGUCCAGGCCUUCGAUGUCUAUGCGAAGGCCAGGGAGCUCGGGUUGACGGCCAUCGGGGGAGAAGGAAAGACCGUCGGUGUUGCUGGUGGCUACGUGCUCGGAGGGGGUCACUCCCCCAUGUCCAGCAUAUACGGUCUAGCGGCUGACCAGGUUCUGGCGCUCGAGGUCGUGUUAGCCAACGGUCGCUUCGUCACUGUCACGGAGGAGACCGACCCAGAUCUCUUCUGGGCUCUUUGUGGUGGAGGCGGCGGCACUUACGGCGUUGUCACCUCGGUCAUCUCUCGCCUCCGCCCCAAGGUUGGCGUGACCCUGUCCAAGUUCUCCUUUGCUACGAGCCCCAAUGUAUCCGCAGAUACCUUCUGGGCCGGGAUCCGCUCAUAUAUGCAACGGUUCCCUACCUACGCGGAUGCCGGCACCUACGCCUAUUUCUGGGUCCUGCCCACCGGCCCGGGUGCCUUCGAAUUCUUGAUGAACCCAUUCUUCGGUGUGAACCACACCCUGGAUGAAUUCAAUGCCUUGGUCAAACCGUGGUUCGACGACCUGAAGGCUCUCGGGAUUCCGUUCACGCCUAACAGCACCUACUUCCCCGACUUCUACGACGCCUGGGCCGCUGGCUUCCCCCUGGAGACAGUCGCAUCCAGCACCAUGCUGACUGGAUCCCGUUUGUUCCCUCGGGCGAACUGGGAAGACGAGUCGAAGUUCAAUGCUACCUUCGCUGCGCUGCGAUCUACCAUCACCGCCGGUCACCCCUUACUGGCAUUCAAUAUGAAGGUCGACCUGCCCGAGGGUUCCCCCGAGAACUCGGCCAACCCUGCCUGGCGCAAGACCCUCAUGCACGCGAUUACUUCGACCACCUGGAAUACCACCACGCCCAACGCCGAGAUCAAGCAGAUCAUGGAUACAUUCACCUAUGAUACCCUUGGUCAGUGGCGUGCUACUUGCCCUGACGCUGGUGCUUAUAUGUCCGAAUCGGACGUUCUGGAGCCCAACUUCGAGCAAGCUUUCUACGGAAGUAACUACGACCGUCUUUACAAGCUAAAGCAGCGCUAUGACCCCACGGGUCUAUUCUAUGCUGUUACCGCUGUUGGCAGUGAGAACUGGCAGGUCAAGAGCCUGGAUGGCCUCCCUGACCAGAAUGGCCGUCUGUGCCGCAUUUAA
This is a messenger RNA of Penicillium chermesinum, 1872 nucleotides long. RefSeq names its product FAD-dependent oxidoreductase. Bases 1 to 1872 code for a protein of 623 amino acids. The transcript has 5 exons. The record is from RefSeq and is a predicted model, not a curated record. NCBI's taxonomy places the organism in Eukaryota, Fungi, Ascomycota, Eurotiomycetes, Eurotiales, Aspergillaceae. Gene Ontology annotation, molecular function: FAD binding; oxidoreductase activity.